ACCCCAACAAAGGGCAUUGCCACCCAUUCCAAUUGAUAUCGGUGAGCUGGUCGCAUGGGUGGGUGGUUCGUUGCUCUGCGAUUCCCUUCAACUUGCACUCUUGACGCAUUUUUCUGCAUCGCUCGCAAUUCGUUUGCCAUUUUCAUUAACCAAAAAAUUGUAAAGUUCAAAACAUUUUGUACACAGCACAGCAAAUUGCACCUAAAAACUGGGUCGACGUCGUCGUCGACCAUAAGCUGAUCCACUUUCCGAAAGCUUCAUAAGCGCGUCCAGCGUCGACAAUGUCUUCAGUUGCCGUGUGGAGCCGGUUGAAACGCGCGGAAGUCGCUCGCAUUGGAAAUCGUCGUGUCAUCGUGUCGUCUGAUACCGUAUACCCGGUCAGCCCUUUGGAUUACCCAGCACUUGUUGCUGCUGAUUGCUUUCGUUUUUUGUUUGAGUGAAUCGCUGUAAUCGGAUGCUCCUUUUGGUAGCCCAUUGUAUAAUAAACAAAUGCUAAAAAGUGAAACUAAGAUAAUUAAUUAAAAUCUCAAAUAAAAACUGUGUCAAAUUCUGUUAAGUGAAUUAAAAUAUAUCAUUCAGACAUGCUUAUAAUAUUAAUUUGGAAAUAAAGUGCCAUCAAGUUAAUCAGUAUUUAGUAAAAUGAAACAAAGUGUGGAUGAGCUGGAGGCCAAGCGUACGCAGCGUGUUCCUCGUCGCUGCUGUCUUUUUCGUCUGCCCUGCACACGUAUCCUGAUCAUAUCCACAUUGGUACUUAUUACGUUGAUGAUCUCAUUGAUAUAUCAUGGCAUUGUACUCGAACGCAUGGAUCACCUGCGUCAAAUAAUGGCGCUCAAUGAAAAGCACGCACACAACUUGCAACCCAUCGAUGAAGAUGUCCUUACAAAAAGACCACAACUACAGCCUUUUCACAUUCCGCUAAAGAAAGAGGAUCCUGAGAGAAUAGCUACCAAGAGCGAGGAGCAGUCAUUGCGCUUAAAGCAUAUGCGCUUCAAGUUUCGAAUGAAGCGAAAGCUUCGACUACCUCGUAGUUUGCAGUCUGUUGAUCUGAUUGAUCCCCUCCAGCUGGAGGCCAACAUGCAGCAUCUGUAUACAAGGAUGCGCAGCAAACGUGCCAGGGCUGCGCUCAGCCAGCUGGAGAGCGAGUACGUGCGAUGCAAGAAACAGACUCCAGAGGACUGCAUGUCGGCCUUUAUGCGCAUGUACCAGAUGGCCAAAGAGGUUACCGAGAAAAUGGACAAGAUGAAGGAAAUUAUAAGGGAUCACCUAGGAUCCCAUAGCAUUGAGUCGCAUGAGCUUCAUACAUAUGCACCAGCCAAGAAGACCAGAACAACAGUGGACCAGCAACAGGAGGUGACAACUCCGCUCACAAAUGUCAGCGUGGCUGGCAACGGAGACAACGAGGAGACAACGCUGAAGCCCAAUAGAGUUAAGAUUAAACCAGCACAAAUCAGUUGGAUCAUCGAUGGUCCUGGCCACGACGAGCAGGAGGCCUAUGUUGAGAAUACGCCGAGAGCCAUGGAUCAGAUCAAUAUGACCACAACGUUGGCUACGACAACAAUGGAGAGCACAACGCCAACAACAACAAUAGAGAGUACCACAUCAACUAGCAGACGCAGUAGCUCCUCCGCCACCACAGAGGAGAACACAAUGGCUACAACAUCAAUAGAUGCCACCACAUCAAGUAGUAGCAGCAGCAUUAGCUCCUUCACCACAGAAGAGAAUACAAUGGCUACAACCUCAAUAGAUGCCACCACAUCUAAUAGUAGCAGCAGCAGCAGCUCCUUCACCGUUACCACGAACCAGCCCUUGGCCAUUCUAACCACUGAUGGACUAGACUCGGAGAAUAUUACAGAUCAAAUCACUUGGGUUCUGGACCGCUUCGAUAAGGCCAAAGAGAUUGUACACACCACAGAGGGAACUAAUGAGAAAACAACAGAGACAGGCACAACAGAGAAAACAAUUUCGCCUCAGGUUGUGCUACAAGAGACAACCAGCUUGCCAAGCUUUGAAAUUCAGCCGGGUCCAUUGCACUCCGAUGACCACAGGGCCCAGCCCAGCGCCAAUACAACCAUCGCGCCUACAACAGAUGCACCCGAAUCAUUCACAAAAGCAACCACAGGACUGAACGCGACGAACGUAGAAAAUAAAGACAUGCUGCCGGGCUCCACUACGUUAAGUCCAACCAUAAUGCCCAUAAGUACAGUCAAUACAACCACAAUGCCCAUUACUACGCUUAGCCCAACCACAACGACCGAAGCUGUGGAUGGGCUCAAUCGCACCGCAUUUCCGACCAAGCCCAAGCCAAUGAAGAUCAGUUGGAUUAUUGACAGCGACGCCAGCAGCAAUGAAGUGAAUAGCACAACCCAAGCUGCAGCCACUGAAACCAGCACUGGAACCAUUACUGAGACCACCACCGAAUCCACCACUGAAGGUGCUCGUGCGGUGCAUCCGUUGGAUGAUCCCAGCAGCAUAGAAAACAUGCUGGACAGCUUUGAGCGCCAUAGGCAGGAGAAGCCUUUACUCAAAGUACUGCCCAGCAACGAGCAAGAGAAGCCUACUAUCCAAAUGCUGCCCAACAAUGAGACCACAAACCAUGAAGAGUCCAAGACUCCGAAUGUCUAUGAUCGCAAUCAUUGGCUGCAGAAGUUCGAGCAGGAUGCAGCACCGCCACAGGACGAGCUUAUCGACACUUUUGGCACGGAGCUGGAUGCCAAGAGUCUGCAGCAAAUGGGGCCCAAAAUAAACCCUAUCAGUGGCAAGGUGCCAAAUGCCGCCGAUGCACAGCUUAUGUCGAUGUGUGCACAAUUAACACGAAGACUGCGACAAAAGGCGGCCGCAGAGGGCGGCUCCGGUGAGCUAGAACCGUUUACUGCCUCGCCCAGCGUGCAGUUUACUAGCCGCGGACCGGGGGGCUUUCCGGUCUCUGGCGAAACAAUGAAAGCCUCCGCCCAGUUCAUGUUCAAUCCGAACUUUGGCAUGCCCAGCAUACCUGUGUGCUUCUAUAUGACACCCGCCAAUUUCCGCAUGCCGAUGUGGUCGCCCACGCCUUCGUUUAUGGGCAUGCAGGGCGCCCACUUUGGUGGCUCGUCCAAUGCCGGCGGCAUAUUCUUUGUACCGCAGCAAUUUGGGCCAUCAGGCAAUUUCUUUGGCGGCAGCGGCGGUACAGCGAGCGGUGCACAGAAUCAGCUGCCCAACAUCUUCUCGAAGAACGCAUCACCACAGAAGCAGCAAAAUGGACAGCAGCAGGUCUACUGCACCUACAUGCAAAACCAGCAGGCACAAGCCGGACAGGGACAAACGAUGCAAAACAAUUUGUCGUCUGGCAGCCAGGCGGGCUUCUCCAAUGCCAAUUUCAAGAUGCGGCAUGCCAAUCAGACCGGCAUGGCCCAUCACAGCCAGAUCAUCUACGCCUCCUAUCUGGGUUUGCCGGAACAGUCGCAGCAGCGUUUCAAGUGCCCGGAAGCGGAUCAGCUGGCCUGCUAUGGUCAGCAGGAGUGCAUUGCCGCAUCGCGCUGGUGUGACAAUGUCAUCGAUUGUCCUGAUGGCAGCGAUGAGUCGGCCUGCACCUGCGCCGAUCGACUGGAUGAGGAGCGUCUGUGUGAUGGCUAUGCGGACUGCCCCAUGGGCGAGGAUGAGCUGGGCUGCUUUGGCUGUGAGUCUCUGGCGCACUCCUGCUACGAGAAUGCCGAGGAAUAUGCGCGACACAAUCGCUCCACCUUGUCCAUGUGCUACAGUCGCCACGAACGCUGCGAUGGUUUUCAGAACUGCUUCAAUGGACGCGAUGAGCUGCAGUGCAGCAUGCUGCUCACAGAUGUUGGCCAUCAUAUGUCACAUGCAGCUUCUGCUUCGGAGGGCUAUCUGUAUCACAAUCAUCGCGGCGAUUGGUAUCCUGUGUGCAACAAUGGCGCUAGGUGGGCGGCCGCCGCCUGUGAGUUGGAGGACCUUAAUCAAUCCGCAAAUCUUACGUUCAAGCAGCUUACGCUGUCGGGUCCGUUCAUAGAGCCCUCGUUGCAUGCAGGCAUACACUUUGCCCAAGGCUGCCAUGGACGUAAUGGCCAGGACACGCUGGUCGAUCACGUUGCCUACGUCAAAUGUCCGCCUCCGCAGUGUGGCCUGCCUAGCAAGCCUAGUGAGAGUGGGCGCGCAAAGCGCACGAAGAGGGCACCCAUUGAGGAUCGCCUUGAGUCGAAUAAAGGUCGGAUCGUGGGCGGCAGCUAUGCAAGUCCCUUACAAUGGCCCUUCGUAGUGGCCAUCUACCGGGAUGGCAAGUUCCACUGUGGCGGCACCAUCUACUCGGAGCAUUGGAUCAUCAGCGCGGCGCACUGUGUAAUCAACUAUAUAAAGUAUUACUAUGAGGUGCGCGCUGGACUCUUGCGCCGCACCAGCUACUCGCCGGCUACUCAGAUACAAAGUGUUUCCCAUGUGGUGGUGCAUCAGGCUUACGAGCGGCGCAGCAUGCGCAACGAUCUCUCCCUGUUGCGCGUUGCGACACCGCUGCAGUUCAAUCGCUGGGUGAAGCCCAUUUGCCUGCCAGAUAUGGGGCGUACCACCUUUGGCCAGGACUGGAUCUGGGGUCCAGAGGAGCACACGCUCUGCACAGUCAUUGGCUGGGGCGCCAUAAGGGAGAAGGGUCCAAGCAGUGAUGCCAUGCGCCAGGUCAUUGUGCCCAUACGCAAGGACUGCACGGAUCCCGAGGAUCGGGCUUCUGAGGACGUUUGUGCCGGUGAGCCGGGUGGUGGUCGCGAUGCCUGCCAAGGCGAUUCGGGUGGACCGCUCUUCUGCCGAAGCGUUAGUCAGCCGGAACAAUGGUAUUUGGCGGGCGUCGUCAGCCACGGCAAUGGCUGUGCGCGUCCCAAAGAGUUCGGCGUCUAUACACGUGUUGCCCUCUAUCUGGACUGGCUGGAGCUAGCCGUGAAGCCCGGCUUGCUUCCAGCUCGCCAGCCGCUGCAGCACUGUCCGGGAUUCAUUUGCGUUUGGGGUGGCAAGCGUUGCAUUUCCCAGCGUUUGCGCUGUGACCGCAACGUGGACUGCCUGGGCGGUGAGGAUGAAGUGGGCUGUGCCUACAACUUUAUUCCCGACAUGGUGGGCAGCCAGCAAACUGUAAGCAGCACCACAGAAAGCGACUAUUAUCCACAGAAACAAGCGGCAGCAGACGACCAGGAAGCACAGCAGACGGAGCACAAGCAGCGUCAGGAUGUUUCUAUUGAAGAUGCGGAUUUGAUUGCGCAUAUGCUGACAGCGCCAACAACCGAAAAUGAAACCAAACAGUUCGGCUCCACUCCAGCAACAGCACAGAGUGAUACCUGGACAAUAGCUGAGGAGAGCAGCACGCCUGCAGUAGAGAAUGAAGCGGAGCCUAACAACACGACUUCAGCCACUUCGGAAACAACAACCUUAGUGCAAACGACAACAACAGCAACAACAACAUUGCCAAACAGCACUAUGCCCACAACUUUGCCGCCGCCUACAACAACCGCUUGGCCCACUCCGACCGAGGAUUUGAUGAAACUGACGGAUCUGAUGAGCCAGCUGCUCGAAGAGUCAACAACUGCAACAACGGUCGAGCAACUGGCAAACACAACGCUGUUCGCGCUCACGACAGAUGCGCCCAAUAAGGGCACAACAACACUUGGAACAACAGCUGCAACAACAACUGACGCUGAGAGCACAACUUUGGCGGCGUUCACAGCCGCAGACUACAACACAACAGAAGCUGUGACACAGCCCACAACAACAGAGGCAACUACAACUUUGGCAACAACAGAGACAACUUCAACUGUGGCAACAACAGUAACAACACCCGCAACAACAACUUCACACGCAUCACAGCCAACUGCAUCAACAACACUAACAACAUCAACUACACCAAGAACAACAGCAUCAGCUGCAACCACUAAGCAGAGCACAACAGAGCGCAGCAAAGUCAGCGAGGCGGAGAAGCAGCUGCCCAAUAAGUUCAUCUGUCGGAAAAUGCCUCAAAUUGUGGAUCUACAGCAUCGCUGUGAUCGCAGAGUGGACUGCGAGGAUGGCACUGACGAACUGGACUGCAGCUGUCGUGACUAUCUCAAGGGCGGCCUCAGCACGCUUAUUUGCGAUGGCAAAGCCGACUGUGAGGAUCUGAGCGAUGAGCAGAACUGUGGUGGCUGCCAGGAGCACGAGUACCACUGCGCGCUGUCCAAGAGCUGUCUGCCGCUGGCCAAGCGCUGUGACAAAGUUGUGGAUUGCAAGUUCAGUGAGGACGAAAAGGAUUGCUUUGCCUUAACCAACGGUCAUGAUGUGCACUUCGAUGCGCAUCAGCAGCCCAAGUUCAGCAGCGUUGGCGUCUUCUCGAAAAAUACGCACGGUUCGUGGCGCGUGGUUUGCGCCCAUGAGACGGGCUUCCAUGAGCACCAGGCUAAGACGGCGGAUACAGUCUGCGCCUUGCUGGGCUUCAGGGGCGCCCAAUACUACAACAGCACAGAGUUUGUCAGCCAGCAGGAGAUGCAUCCCAUUACCCCAGAGCUCAUCAGGUCACAUUCUGGCAGCCAGCUGCGAGCGCUGAUGCGGGACAAUGUCCAAUUGACCAGCACGGAGAUGGUCCUGCCGAAGCAUGCACAGCAAAUGCCGCACGGGCGACAAAAGGCGCGCAUCGUGGCCAACAAAUGUCUGGGCAUCUAUGUGGAAUGUAAUGCCCGUUCUAAUAUGACAUUGCCACUGAAAACUUUCAGCGCUGGACAGGUGAUAAAUCAGCGUCCUGCUGGGAAUUUACCGGAGCUGCUGCCAACCAUUGGCACGCACAAGAAGCCGAAUGUGCACUUUAAACCGCAGCAGCCGGCGCAGCUGGUCAAAAAAAAGGAUGAAAUUAUGGAUCGCCUGGACAUGCUGAUCAAGAGCAAGAAUAACAAGACGCUGCUGGUGCAGGAGCAGCUGCACGAGGCCAUUGAGGAGCUGCAUUGGCCUUGGCUGGCUGAUGUCUAUGUGAAUGGUGAACUCUGGUGUCUGGGAGUCCUCCUGGACAAGCACUGGUUGCUGGUGCACGAGAGCUGCCUCGCCGGCAUAAGCUUUGAUACGCACUACAUCAGCGCCUUGCUGGGCGGUGGCAAGACCAAGCGCUCUUUGCACCGCAGCACCUACGAGCAAAUACUUCGUGUGGACUGCUUCGAAGCGGUGCCCAGGUCCAAUGUACUGCUGUAUCAUCUGGAGCAGCCGGCAAGAUUUACGCACUACGUCCUGCCCACUUUUCUGCCUGAAAUUUCGGAUGAACAAGAGAGCGCCCCGCAUGAAUGCAUAAGCGUGCUGCAUGACGAUUUCACUGGACGCAUCAAGACGGUGGCCAUUACAAGAGUCAGCAAUGAUGCCAGCUGCAAAUCCUGCUAUCAAAUGCAGGAGCGUCAGCCCUCGGGUAAUUUGAUGCGCAUGCUAAAUGUAAGCGCCGAGGAUAUGGCAUCCAUAUCGGAUGAAGUGGAACUGCUUAGCGGUGUGACGGCCAGGGCGAUGCCUGCACUCACCAAAUUCACCAGCUGCACGCAAUUUGGACAGAGGAAUCUGAGUGAUGUUCAAGUGCAGCCCAGCGACCAGGGCGUGCUUGUGUGCCGGGAUUCGCAUACCGGCUGGUAUCCUUCGGCAAUUUUUAAUUAUAAUAAUACCGACUGUCAAAGCUUCAGGGCACCUUUUGGCAUUAGGACACUGAACGAGGCCUACAAAUCAUUGCAGGAAAUUAUGGAUCAACCGCAGUGCAGCAAUGUGCAGUCAUCGCCUCCAUGUGAAACACAUCGUUGUCCCCUGGGCGUCUGUCUGCCGCAGUCGGCGCUCUGCGAUGGCCGCAGCGACUGUCACGAUAGCAGCGAUGAGGAGGUGUCCAAAUGCCGUGAGCUGAAACAACACUGUGCACCGGGCGAAAUGAAGUGCCGUACGAGCGCCAAGUGUGUGCCGAAGAGCAAAUUUUGUGAUCAUGUGCCGGACUGUCAGGAUAUGACGGAUGAACCCACAAUUUGCAGCUGCUUUACUUAUUUGCAGGCCACGGACCCUUCCAAGAUAUGCGAUGGCAAGCGCAAUUGCUGGGACAAGAGCGAUGAGAGUUCGGUGCUGUGCAACUGUACCGCGGAUCACUUUCAAUGCAGCUCCUCUCCUGAGGAUUGCAUACCACGUGAUUUUGUGUGCGACAAGCAUCCUGAUUGUCCCAACGGCGAGGAUGAGCGCUUCUGCUUUGGUAUUGAGCACCCGCUGCAGGAGCAGCAGCAGGAUUACUGGGCGCAUAGUGAAUAUAGUCACAAGAAAUUAGUAUCACAGUAUGGCCAAGUAAUUGAACAAACAUAUGGCAUUUGGCACACCAAAUGCUUUCCCAAGACCUCGCCACCCAGCAUAUCCGAAGUGCGUGAUAUCUGCAAGAAGCUGGGCUACAAUCCGGAUCGAUUUCCCAGCUAUCGCCUCAUAGAUGAUGCCACCAACGAGGCCAAGCACACCUUUGAGGUAGCUGACAGACGAGGUCGCGCUUUCGGCAAUGACACAUUGGUCGGCAAAUAUCGGGACUCCACAAAGGCGCUGAUCGUCAGCAAAUUUUCGCCGUUGCAGCUUAACGAACAGCUAACGCUGUUCCUCAAGCCUAGCCGGCCCAUUGCUGAGCUCGUUAGAUGGAAUACAACGGAUUCGAAUCGCUGUUUCAGGCUGGAAAUACGAUGUGCCUGAAUAUUUGUUUCCAAACCUAUCUAAAUCUCGUGAUUGUCUUUUUGUACGUUUUAGUAGCAAAUAAAAACGAGAUUCUUAACAUUCUCUACAAAAUACUAAAA
Molecule: messenger RNA, 8765 nt
Organism: Drosophila virilis
Lineage: Eukaryota; Metazoa; Arthropoda; Insecta; Diptera; Drosophilidae
Gene: ndl
Product: serine protease nudel
Biological process (GO): proteolysis
Molecular function (GO): protein binding; serine-type endopeptidase activity
Source: RefSeq, a predicted model, not a curated record